GCCAUUUUAUUAAUAGGCUUAUAAAGCUACCAGACAACGACCCUUCCUCACUUCCCAGCCCCUCUCUCGUACCAUUCAAGCUUUCGCAUCAAAGUUUUUUCAAACACAUUAUUAUUACACCUGGAUCGCUCGCAUCACUAUACUAUUUGGUUUGUACUUCUUGCGCAAACCCCUUCAGCUAUAAACUCGGUAUUCCCAUAGUGCAUGAUCAUUGCCAUCGAUCCCCCCCUCCCUCCUCCCCUAAUACUAGCUAGCUUCUGUCUUUGUUGCUCAUCUUAUAAUACCUUUGCUUGCGUUCAAAGAAACCCAUUUGAGCUUUCCUUAAAUAUAUAGUUUUGGAUUUGAGGGAUUUUGAUCAAGUUAACAGAUAGAGAUCAUAGAGAGAAAAUAAGUUAGUGAUCAUGCAUCACUGCUGCAGCUCUCAGGGGGGAAACAUGGGGGGACAGUGUUCGUGUGGUCUGUUUCACAGCCAAAGUAAUUCCUUCUCCAUGCUCUUCUCCAACCCCAACCAAUACAGGCCAUAUGAUGAAUCCGAAAUGUAUUCCUUCACUUCAUCGUCUUCUCCUUCUGUGGAUUGCACCCUCUCUUUAGGAACCCCAUCCACUCGUCUCACCGAAGAUGAUCACGAAAAGCGACGGCGCUCUUCUUCCUCAGUGUCCAACUUUUGCUGGGACAUGUUGCAGACAAAGCAUACACCAUCGGCGCCGCAAACACACAAGACUAGCCGUGGAGGCAAUAAUGGCAGCAACCACAACUCUGCCAAUGACCCUCUCCUCGCUCGUCGCUGUGCCAACUGUGACACAACUUCCACACCCCUUUGGAGGAACGGUCCAAGAGGCCCAAAGUCCCUAUGCAAUGCUUGUGGGAUUCGAUUCAAGAAGGAAGAGAGGAGAGCCACAUCUGCGGCAUCAACCGCCACUAACAAUGGCGGUUCCUCGGGAGGACCUAUGGAGCCGGAACACAUGUUCAGCCACCACAACAAUUCGUGGUAUGCUCACUCACAGACCCAGAAAAUGCCUUGCUUCGCUCCUGCCAUUGGCAACGAGUUCCGGUUCAUCGAAGACAACGACCGAGAUUCCGAUACAGGCAUUCCUCCCUUCCUUUCUUGGCGUCUCAACGUCACAGACAGGCCAAGUCUUGUUCAUGACUUCACGAGAUGAAAAAGAAAAAAAAAAAAAAAAAAACACAGACGGUCAAGAUCUUUUAUUACCAUAACUUUUCACGACGAUGAUGUUGAAGAUAUUGAUGAUGAUGGCGAUGGUUAAUUUACAGACUCGUCAAAUUCUUUUGUUUUUCCCCUUUUUUUUUCAUUUGUCGUUGUUGCUUCUUCCUUUUCUCCGUCUAACAUAGAUGGAGCGAGAACAGGAUAAUUCUACAUUUCUUUCUUUGUUUGCUUUUCUUUCGAGUUUCCUUCUUUAUCUUUUUUUUUUUCUCUCAGUAACAAACCUAACUGCUGGCUACUUUUGUUGGUUU
This is a messenger RNA of Juglans regia (Persian walnut), 1473 nucleotides long. RefSeq names its product GATA transcription factor 19-like. The record is from RefSeq and is a predicted model, not a curated record. NCBI's taxonomy places the organism in Eukaryota, Viridiplantae, Streptophyta, Magnoliopsida, Fagales, Juglandaceae. Gene Ontology annotation, molecular function: DNA-binding transcription factor activity; zinc ion binding; sequence-specific DNA binding. The transcript has 2 exons. Gene Ontology annotation, biological process: regulation of DNA-templated transcription; flower development. Bases 402 to 1160 code for a protein of 252 amino acids.